Vitrella brassicaformis is the source of this 2529-nucleotide messenger RNA. The record is from the annotation of a GenBank genome assembly. NCBI's taxonomy places the organism in Eukaryota, Vitrellaceae.
GAAUGAUCAAAGUGCUCGAAAUGCUGACCACGGAGCUCACCGCCGUUCAACCGCAACGCGACGUUGAACUCGCCAUGAAAGUCAGUGAUGAACCAGCAGAUCUUCUCAGCGGCGAGGCGCAUGUCAUUGACCCAGAGAGCACAGGCGCCACUGGGACCAACGACGUGACCUGCGGCCUGCCUACAGAAACCUACUCAGAAGAGGGGGUUGUCUAUCAUGAGGACGGAGAAGAAGGCGGGAGAGCGCUGCGCAAAGAGGAGGUGGAGCUCGAAGAAAAGGUGAAUGAAUUCCGAGCAUGCGCGGGACAUGCAGCCUCCUUUCAGGAGUUCCAAACUGACUUGCGAUAUGAGGGAGGCUCGUUUGUUGGUGCGGUCUUCACUCCUGAGCCGUUUGGGACGACUGUAAGAAGAGUUACAAAGGUAAUCAUUCGCGCAAUGUCGCAGUCCUUCCAGGUCUGUCACUUUCCAGGUACUCUUACUCCACCUCAUUGCAGCCGUCGGCUUUGCAGUCUGUUGGGCCCUGCUGUGGCUGGCGUACUGGUCGGCGUGCGAGAAGAUGACCGCGAGAGCAGCAGGGAUAGUCCUUGAUGUAACUCGCCGCAUCACCGUUGCCCUAUGCUAUAUCGCUAUAAUACUACUUGUGGCUGAGGGCAGCGCAAUUGGGGCUGUCCGCCGCUUGAGGACGACCUGGUAUUUCUUCGUUCUUGGGUUUGUCCCAUACGUGACUUCUGCACUUUUCCACCACGUCGAGGCCCUGCGGAAACACCACAAAUAUGCGCCGCUCAUGCAUUACCCCAUGGUGGUGCUCGUACCCCUCAUGUGAGAAAAGAAUUGUAAUAGUAAGCACAUAUUCUUUGUCGUUGUGCCUGUCCUGUCAGGGUCUUUCGCCGAGUGGCUCAAAACUCGAAGAUAAUCGUCAGGAAGCGGGCGCAUAUUCUUAAGACAUGGGGAUUUUGUACUGGUCAUCUGUCUUUCGUUUGCCGUACGGCUCUACUUUUUGCCACUUGCCCGGACUGCAACGACAGAUAGCGAGAAGACAGGCGUCUUCUUUACUUGGCUGCUCGUGGUGUCGCCCAUUGUUGCGAUCCGUAAGAAAUGCGGCUCGACCGAUGGACACAUUCGCAUGUUUCCAUGCGUAUUCGGCCUGUGUUUCAGUCACAGGCAUCGUUCGUUCUCUGCUGGACGGCCCUGCCCUGCAAACGUCUCCAGCAAUCACGUUUGUAGCGUUCGGCUUCGCACUCUUCCCAAGAUUCGUCCAGGCCAAGAUGGAACAUAUCUCCUCUCAGGUAGGUGGGCACAUCGACGCUGUCCUCGCGUCAGAUCCAUUCCUCGUCCUUCCUGGACAUGUCUCUCCUUAUCAGAUUCUGUGGAGCUUGAUCUUUGCAUCAUUCGACUUCGCUACCGACCUAGCCAUGCCGUAUUCUAUUCUCAUAAGUGGUGCCGCGAGGAGAAGUCUGAUGCGAUUCCUAUGCAGGCCGGUACGAGAUCGGCACUUCGACACUGUCACUGCUGAAGAUACUCAGGAAACGCGCGAUAAGCAGACGCCGGUCAUGCUACUCAGCCGCCUUUCUACGACCAUGACGAUGAGUUUCAAGUCGGCCGGUCGCUAUUCCGUGAGGUCUUUGAGCACUUUUCUGGACGUCCCCACUCAGGUUGUUCAGUUUGGUUAUCACCCGAUAUUCCUUCGGCGUCUUAGCGAUGUAAGGAAGGAAAGCGACAGACAAGAAAAUCCAUUCAUUCUACACUUGUUCUGCCUCCACUGCUGCAGCAAAUGCAUGCCUACAGCUUGACCGAGUUGACAGGGCUCAUCUUCACCAACCUGUCCAACAUCACUGUCGGCCAGAUCCUCUUUCCAUCCGUCCGUCACCUGCUAGAGAGGCUAGUAGGUCUGGGAAUCAUGGUGCUGAUCGAAGUCUUCUUCGAGGGUGCGCUAUACAUCUUCCUCGUCCGCUCUGCCAACUUGCCCCUGAUUAAGAGCACAACCGAGCCGGGCGUAAUCAGGAUGCACUUGCUGGCACUGGGCAUCGGCGGGACUGCUAUCAUCAUUCGCAAUGCGCCAGUCCUUGUGCUGAUGCUCUUGACCGCUGCUGAUGAGAACAAAUAUCGGUCAGUAAGCACACACGAGUUUUGUCCUUUUCAUUCAACGAUGUUUGAGCUCUCAUGACCUGUGUGGACAAUUGGUUUGAUUCUCUGAGGGGAGGUCUGAAGACAGAAACACACGAUUCUUUUUUUUCAGGCAUCAUCUUUUCGAUGCGACAUCCUUUUUUCUCAAGGCACACCGACAAUUGUCGUGUCGUACAUGCUCUUUGGGGGGAUGGAUGGAAGGAUGGACCAAGACAGGCAUGUACAGACCAAUUAUUGACCCUCAGGAUGCAAGGAAGGUCCAACCCGAAGUUUGGACCUUCGUCUACUUCCACGCCACAGACACCAAGAGGAAGCUCAUACCAGUCAGCCUGUUUGUGUCAGGUAUCGUUCGGUGUCAAACAUACCUGACACACAUUGAUGUUAAAAGAAGGAAAAUCAUUUGUCC